UUUCGCUGGGUAUAUUUUGCCAAAAACCCGUUAAACCUCUUAAAAACCCAAAGACUCCCCCUCAUUUUCACUCCUUCAGUUCUCUUCCAACCCCAAACCUCCCAACAAGCAAAUGAUGUCGUUCUCUCGCAUUCUCUACCGCUCUUUCUCUUCUUUCCCUCAACCGAAUUCCACAACUAGCAUCAAAUCUAUUGCCAACGAUCUCUACAAAGAACGCAGCCUUGAAUGCCUUGUACAGAAGUUCAAGAAGUACUCCGAGCUUAAAAGGUUCCGCACCCGAGCUGGAAUAUAUGAAGACACAGUCCGCAAGCACGCUAAGGCAAAAUGCUUCAGAUGGAUUGAAGAGAUCCUUGAAGACCAAAAGAAGUAUGAGGAUAUCUCCAAAGAAGGCUUCUCGAUCCGACUCAUGUCUUUAUAUGGAAAAGCAGGCAUGUUUGAGCAUGCCCAUAAAGUGUUCGAUGAAAUGUCUGACAGGAAUUGCAGGUGCACAGUCUUAUCCCUCAAUGCGCUUUUGGGGGCUUGUGUAAACUCGAAGAAGUUUGUUUUUGUUGAAGGGCUUUUUAAGGCGUUACCUAAGAAGUUGUCUAUUGAACCGGAUUUGAUUUCGUACAAUACAGUUAUUAAGGCAUUUUGUCUGAUGGGUUCCUUUGAUUCAGCUGUUUUGUUGCUUGAUGAGAUGGAAAAGAAGGGUUUGGAGCCAGAUUUGUUUACAUUCAAUACCCUUUUGAAUGGAUUAAAUGCGAAGGGUCAGGUCUCGGAUGGUGAAAAGAUAUGGGAGCUAAUGCAGAAGAAGAAUGUUGUCCCUGACAUCAGGAGUUACAAUGCAAAGUUGCUUGGAUUGGCGUUGGACAAGAAAACCAAAGAGGCGAUGGAGUUGGUUGAAGAAAUGAAGACUAGGGGAGUCAAACCAAAUGCAUUUAGUUUCAAUGCUCUGAUUAAAGGAUAUGUUAUUGAGGGGAACUUGGAGGAAGCCAAGUGGUGGUUCGAUCACAUGGGGGAGGGCGAGAGUGCCCCUGGUAAAAAGACAUUCGAGAUAGUUGUCCCCUUCGUUUGUGAGAAGGGUGAGUUGGAGCUUGCCUUUGAUCUGUGCAAGGAAAUUUUCAAGAGGAAGUUCCUUGUUGAUGUUUCGUUAUUGCAGCUUGUGGUGAAUACACUGGUUAAGGAGUCUAAAAUGGAGGAAGCAAAGAAGCUUGUGCAGCUUGGGAAGAGAUAUAGUUAUUGCCGAUAUGAUCUGAAAUUGCCGUAGUGCUAUGGUUUCCUGUCAUUAUUUCGUUGCAAAGAUCUUUGGUGGA
Messenger RNA from Corylus avellana, 1292 nucleotides. Its product is annotated as small ribosomal subunit protein mS78 (rPPR3a)-like. Gene Ontology annotation, cellular component: chloroplast. NCBI's taxonomy places the organism in Eukaryota, Viridiplantae, Streptophyta, Magnoliopsida, Fagales, Betulaceae. The record is from RefSeq and is a predicted model, not a curated record. Gene Ontology annotation, molecular function: protein binding. Gene Ontology annotation, biological process: chloroplast-nucleus signaling pathway; mitochondria-nucleus signaling pathway.